Molecule: messenger RNA, 3327 nt
Organism: Capsaspora owczarzaki ATCC 30864
Lineage: Eukaryota; Filasterea; Ministeriida; Capsasporidae
Product: methionyl-tRNA synthetase
Exons: 7
Coding region: 40-3132 (1030 amino acids)
Biological process (GO): methionyl-tRNA aminoacylation
Cellular component (GO): aminoacyl-tRNA synthetase multienzyme complex; cytosol
Molecular function (GO): ATP binding; methionine-tRNA ligase activity
Source: RefSeq, a predicted model, not a curated record
UUCUCUUCAUUCUUCAUUUCUUAUUUCUAUUUUUCUCCCAUGUCUCUGACAGUUGCAGUGCUCGACGGCAAGUCGCUCGCAGCGCUCAAGGUUGAGCAUGCGCUGGCUCUCCGUUCGACCACCAGCAGCAGCAGCACCACCACCGUCGCCAUUGCGACUGCAUCCGAAGCCAAGCAGCUCGCAGACCGCGCUGCCGCUGUCGCUCCGGCCACCACGGCUGCUGUCGUGCUUGCGCUGGAUGAGCGCCGAACACUGGUCAACCCGAACGCAAUCGCAGUGACGGUGCUUGGCCAGUGCACGGCGGACGCGGCCACUUGGAUCCAACUGGACGAGUCGCGCUUGGCCAGCCAGCUCGCUGUUGUGCUCGCGCCUCCCAAGGUCCCUGCGCUUGUGACCGCCAGCAAGGCUGCAGUUCUUGCUGCGCUCAAGACGAUCGCGUCUGCCAUCACGGCCGCCAAGGGUCAGCCAUUGAGCGAUGCCGCGCAUGUCGUUCUGGGCGCAACCCUCUUCCCCGCAUUCCACGCAACGGGCGCGUUCGCUCUCGAGGCGGCCAUCCGUAGCCAGGUUGCAUCGGUUGAGCAGUAUUUCCAAAAGAACGUGUUUUCGACCGAGGCCUUCCGCCAAGCACUGGCCAAGACCGGUUUUGCGGACGAUUCUGCUCUCGCAGCGCAUGUUGCCGCUCUUUCUGCCACUGCAGCGGCUGUUCUCCCGUCCAAAGCCUCUGCUGUUGCUUCCGCUGCUGCUCCAGCACCCGCUGCUGCUGUCACACACCACCAGCCUGCCCCAGAUGCCAAGACUGGCAUCGUCGAUCUGGACAUUAUGGAGAAGGCCACCCCGAAGGAGCUCGAGGAUGCGCUGAGCAACUGGACCAAGGAUGCUCUCCCCACGGGCAAAGUUGGCUCCGACCCCACUGCGCCCAUUCCAGGCCAGGUUCUUUUGCCAAAGCCCGACCAGCGCAACAUUCUCAUCACAAGCGCGCUGCCCUACGUGAACAACGUGCCUCACCUCGGCAACAUUAUUGGCUGCGUGCUCAGUGCCGAUGUGUACGCCCGCUUCUGCCGAGAGCGUGGCUACAACACUCUCUACAUUUGCGGCACGGACGAGUACGGCACUGCCACCGAGACCAAGGCGCUCGAGGAGGGUCUGACCCCGCAGCAGAUUUGCGACAAGUACCACAAGUUGCACCGUGAGAUUUACGAGUACUUCCAGAUCUCUUUCGAUCACUUUGGUCGAACCACCACUCCUCAGCAAACCGAAAUCUCGCAAGACAUUUUCCUGCGCGCCCUCAAGAACGACACUCUUCUGGAGGAGUCUGUUGAGCAGUUGUUGUGCGAGACCUGCAACAGGUACUUGGCCGAUCGAUUCGUCGAAGGCAUCUGCCCGUCGUGCAAGUAUGACGACGCUCGUGGCGACCAAUGCGACAAGUGCGGCAAGCUUUUGAACGCUGUCGAACUUGUUGAGCCCCGAUGCAAGCUUUGCCGCUCUCGACCGGUUGUCCGUCCUUCGCGACACAUGUUCUUGAACCUUCCCAUGCUCGAUGGACAAAUCAAGGAGUGGUAUGCCGGCUCCUCCGUCAAAGGCGACUGGACUGCCAGCGCAAAGCACAUUACCAGCAGCUGGCUGAAGGAGGGCGUCAAGCCGCGAUGCAUUACUCGCGAUCUCAAGUGGGGUGUCCCUGUGCCGUUGGAUGGCUUCCGAGAGAAGGUCUUUUACGUUUGGUUUGAUGCACCGAUUGGCUACAUUUCAAUCACAGCCGCAUACACUGCCGAGUGGGAAAAGUGGUGGAAGAACCCUUCGCAAGUCCAGCUCUACCAGUUCAUGGCCAAGGACAACGUUCCAUUCCACUCAAUCAUCUUCCCCGCGUCGCAACUCGCUGCCAAGGACAACUACACCCUGGUGCAUCACAUUAGUGCCGUUGAAUUCCUCAACUAUGAGGAUGGCAAGUUCUCCAAGAGCCGUGGCGUGGGCGUGUUUGGCAACCACGCGCGUGACACUGGCUUGGCCAUUGACAUUUUCCGCUUCUACUUGCUUGGCAUCCGACCCGAGUACACGGAUAGCGUCUUUAGCUGGACGGAUUUGGCUAGCAAGGUCAACAACGAGCUGCUCGCCAACCUGGGCAACCUGGUUCAGCGCUCGCUGUCGUUCAUCAAGGCCAACUUUGCCGGCAAGGUGCCCAAAGUGGUGCUGAACGUGGACACGGAUGCGCAAAGCUGCAACUUUGUCGCCCUCGUCAACCGAUACCUUCGCGAGUACAUUGACCUGUUGGAGCAAGUGCACUUGCGCGACGCACUCCGCCUGGUUCUCAAGAUCUCGUCGAUUGCCAACCAGUACUUCCAGACUGUGCAGCCGUGGAAGACCAUCAAGCUGACGGACGAUCUGUCCAAGCAGCGCACCGCCACCUGCCUCGGCCUCUGCGCCAACUUUGUGCACCUGCUGUCGACGCUGCUCUUCCCCUUCAUGCCCGUCACCGGCAAGAAGAUUCUCGAGCAGCUGAACGCCGCUCCCGGAUCGCUUCGCGCAGACCACUGGGGCCUCACUCUUCCUGAAGGCCACGAGAUUGGCACGCCGUCCGUUCUGUUUGAGAAGAUUGAGCCCGCCGUCGUCGAGACUCUCCGCGCCAAGUAUGGCGGCAAGCAGGAGGGAGCUGCUGCUGCUGGACCCGUCUCUGUCACCGAAAGCGCUGCUCUCAAAAAGUCCAAGACCCAGCAGGCUUCUUCCCCGCAACCCGCAGCCGGAACCGCGGCGGCUGGCUCGUCAUCGACCGGCGACGUUGCUGCUCUCACGGCCAAGGUUGAUGCCCAGGGCAAUCUUGUGCGCAAACUCAAGGGCGAGAAGGCCGACAAGGCCAAGAUUGAUGCCGAGGUCAAAGUCCUGCUCGAUCUCAAGUCGCAGCUCGAGCGCGCCACCAAGGCUGCUGCUGCUGCUGCGCCAGUUGCUGCUCCGUCCGCAGCGCCUGCCGCAUCGGCCUCCGCCGCCCCGUCUGCCACCACCAAGGCUCUGGAAGACCAAAUCGCCGUUCAGGGCAACAAGGUGCGCGAUCUGAAAAGCCAGAAGGCUGACAAGGCCGUGGUUACUGCCGAAGUCAACAUUCUCUUGGCUCUCAAGCAACAGCUGGCCUCCCUGUCCAAGUAGAGGUCAACCUCAGUUCCUCCAACGGGAUUGACGAACGAAUGAUCGCUCGGCUUUUGUGAUUGAUAUGAAAAACAAAAAAAUGGAUGCAUUUUGCUUUGUUUUUUUGUUUUUUGUUUUUUGUUUCGCUCCUCGUGCUGUGUGUUGUCGACGCGAUCAGAUCGCCAAUACACACUUUAUUUUCUUGCCGUUGUCCGC